Laccaria bicolor S238N-H82 is the source of this 1272-nucleotide messenger RNA. RefSeq lists its product as uncharacterized. NCBI's taxonomy places the organism in Eukaryota, Fungi, Basidiomycota, Agaricomycetes, Agaricales, Hydnangiaceae. The coding region runs from base 1 to 1272 and encodes 423 amino acids. The record is from RefSeq and is a predicted model, not a curated record. The transcript is spliced from 5 exons.
AUGGACACCGAACGCGUAUUCGCGACAACCGCAAGAGGGAGCUCAGAAGCAGAGACGUUGCCUGCAAUUUUGGGUAUCGAAAUGACUGGAACUAUACGCCCAUCGAAUAACGCCAAUACCGCGACCAACGUCUCGAUUGAUACACACGACGAAGAUAGAGGGAUGGCAAGGGAGAGCGUUUUGGAUGGUAGCGUAUCGUUGACUUCUACGUGGAGCGACGGUCAAGCGUUAAGAGGGAGAAGUACACAUCAUGGGGCAGACCCCGAGCGGCCAAACAUCAGCGUCAAAUCGAAUUUCAUAUACCCAACUACUUCCGAUACCGCCUCUCGUUCGCGUGCAAACUCCCCUGUUCCAGAGAGAUUUGCGUCCGUUAACACGUUUAGGUUGCUUCCGCAGAUACCGACGAGCUGGGCUCAUUUUUACCAGUGGUCCUCACCUAUUGGAGCUGUCGACUCCGAAACGAACGACAACCCAGGCCAAGAUGCAAUCGCAGGUCCGACGACCAACACCAACCCCUCCUUCAACUCCUCGUCAAACGGCUUUUACAACCGCAAUGAAAUUACAGUGAAGUCAUUAUGCGAAGCCACGCGUCUGUUGCCCAGGCAGAUUUACUACAAUCUAUUGCUUCUGAGAUUUCCAAUGUGGUAUCAUUCGAGGACCGCUGGGUCGGAUUCGGAUUUGGACUCAUUGUCGAAGGAUUGGGAAAUGGUGAACGGCGUAUCUGCUUUUUUGAUAUCUGCUAUUUUAACGUUAUUGCAAAUACCCCAAGCGUCCAACGACCCUAUUACGAAGAACACCGCGCAACUUUCUUUGAUAUGCGCGUUGAUGGGUCUUGUAUAUGGAUAUAUAUAUAUGGUGAGAUUUGGGACGAUGAGGAGCAUAUUUCGAUCGUCGAAGUGGGAAGAGGAAGUAAGGGGGACAAGUUCCGCUACAUGGUGGAAUGUUCAGGUUUUACUUGCGAUGCCGGCGGUAUCGAUGUCUUGGUCAAUGCUCCUCUUCCUCGCGUCCAUAAUUUCAUUCGUCUGGCUUGACGGAUCAGUGAACGAUUCUUCCCCACCGUUAAACGCAACGGCGGGUCUGGGUCCACGGGUGGCUGUCACGGGGGUCUUGGUGAUUGGGAUGGUGUAUUUCGCGAUGAUAAUGAAGACGUUGGCAAGGUAUGACAGGGAAUUGCGUGAGAUGAGCGCGGACGUGGAGAUGAGUUCGGGUGCCUUUCCCGUGCAGAAUGGGGAGCCGGAGGGGCGGAACAGGGAGGUGGAGGAGGAGCAGUGA